GCAGUCAGCGUGAAGACAGGAGGAGAUAAGGGGCUGGCAAAAUCCUUGCAACCUCAGAAGGCAGAGGCUGAGCAGCACAACCCUGUGUAGAGCACACUGACCUAGGACUGAGGCACAACACACGAAAUGGAGCCCAAUAGUCCCAGGAAAAUCCAAUUUACUGUCCCACUGCUGGAGCCACAUCUGGACCCUGAGGCUGCAGAACAGAUCCGCAGACGUAGACCAACCCCAGCUACUCUCGUCUUGAGCGGUGACCAGUCAUCCCCAGAGAUAGAUGAGGAACGGAUCCCAAACCAUUUACAGAAGUCUACACUAUCCCCACACCAGAGGAAAAAAGUAACCCGUACAACACCUACCAUGAAAGAACUGCAGCUUUUGGCGGAACAUCACCUGUGCAAACAGGGCUCUGAGGACGAAGGGACCCUGCAGCGUCAAGACAGCCUGGAUGAUAGGCCUAGUCUAGGGUUUUGUUGUCAUGGUAACACAGCUCCUAUUCAAGCUUCCCAGCAGCCAAAUUCCUGCAGCUGUUUUAUGCAGGAUGGACAGCAGGAGACUAACUCACUGGAGAGGAGAAAAGAUAGUCAAACAGAUUCCUCUGAAGCAGGUUUAACUGGAAUUAAGAAGUAAGUUCACCCCACAAUACAGAUGGAUCGAAGCACUUGAAGGAGCAACAGAGUCCUUCUCGGAAAUGAUGAUCCUUUUUGUCACCUCUCUGCUGCUGGGGAAUCCUGAGUAUGCACAGAGAAUAGAGCAAUACAUUGCUGGCCCCUCUAGAAGCAAAGAAGUUAAAGAAAGCAAUGCUUUGUGUCUGAUUUGUUACUUCUGUAUGUCUUACACAGUUGACAGGCAAAUGGUGUCUCUUUACAAACUCAAUUCAGGGUGCUAUAACAGAAAGUGUGUUCAUCUUUUUGCGCCUUUAUACGAUAUUGAACUGAGUAAGGUUUUUACUAUUGCAAAAAUGCGUUUUGUGUUUGGAUUCUGCUCAGAUAACAGAAAUAUUUAAAAUUCCCACUGUUAAACCUCAUCCCAAAGAAUAUUCUGUAUUUUGUGGUUCGUUUUGGAAUAUUUGACUCAACAAACACAAUUAAACAUAGAGCACUACAACUUAUUCACGGUCACAUUUAAUACUAUAGUAAAACUGACUUUUGCCUACAAAUAAAAAUGUUGGCUCCACAUACUGGGAAGUUAGUUUGUACACAACAAAAUAAAGUAAAUGAAGCACCCACUCAUGUUUUAUAAUGUACAAUGCCUAAUAAAAUGAUGUUACUGGUUGUAAAAAUGUGCAAAAAUCCUCAUAGAUCCCAUUUGUCUUUUACAAUGUUAAACCAGGAACUUUGUUGCACAUUGAAUCUUAUAAAAUAAAAUGGUUUUUUUUUUCUCACAGUGUAAA
Messenger RNA from Bombina bombina (fire-bellied toad), 1390 nucleotides. RefSeq names its product protein phosphatase 1 regulatory inhibitor subunit 1A (gene PPP1R1A). Gene Ontology annotation, molecular function: protein phosphatase inhibitor activity. The transcript has 6 exons. Gene Ontology annotation, biological process: intracellular signal transduction. The record is from RefSeq and is a predicted model, not a curated record. The coding region runs from base 127 to 627 and encodes 166 amino acids. Gene Ontology annotation, cellular component: cytoplasm. NCBI's taxonomy places the organism in Eukaryota, Metazoa, Chordata, Amphibia, Anura, Bombinatoridae.